AUGCUCUCAAAUAAUGAAAUACCAAUCGGCUUUCGACGCGACGUCUUCCUCUAUAUAGAUAAGGAGACAUUCCACUCGCGUGAAGCAGCAAGGACGUAUGUCUGGUUAGCUGAGCCCGAGUCUAAACCCGAAUAUGAGGCUGGAUCUGGAACUGAAGCUCAACCGGAGGUUUUACAGCCUCUUAAAGUGGAUAUUAAGCAUACCACCCCCACAUUGUUUGCGCGGUUGGUCCAGCGUGAUCUCCAGGGCGAGGCGAGACGGACGCCGUAUCGUUAUACGUCAGAGCUGAGCAGGUUGCAUGCGGCCCCGGAUGCAAACUGGGAAGGAGAUGGGAUCUGA
This is a messenger RNA of Aspergillus bombycis, 339 nucleotides long. RefSeq lists its product as uncharacterized. The record is from RefSeq and is a predicted model, not a curated record. The transcript has a single exon. Lineage: Eukaryota; Fungi; Ascomycota; Eurotiomycetes; Eurotiales; Aspergillaceae. Bases 1 to 339 code for a protein of 112 amino acids.